Messenger RNA from Drosophila nasuta, 3999 nucleotides. It is a transcript of the gene MBD-R2, whose product is annotated as PHD finger protein MBD-R2. NCBI's taxonomy places the organism in Eukaryota, Metazoa, Arthropoda, Insecta, Diptera, Drosophilidae. Gene Ontology annotation, cellular component: NSL complex. The record is from RefSeq and is a predicted model, not a curated record. Gene Ontology annotation, biological process: regulation of transcription by RNA polymerase II. Gene Ontology annotation, molecular function: DNA binding. The transcript is spliced from 5 exons. The coding region runs from base 302 to 3892 and encodes 1196 amino acids.
AUUCAUCAAAAAUCGAAUGUUUUCCUACAAUUUUUACAAUUGCACGCUGCGGAAAAAAACAAAUGUAAAUAACUUAUUGGAAACACCUUUGUACGAGUUGUGUACUAAUGCUAUCUAAAAAGUUAAUUGAAAAUUGACAUUGUGCACUUGAGUUAAAGCAUGCUAUGCGUAUUUCACUAUAAGGAAAUCAUAACGUUCUGAAACAAUUGCCUGUUUUGUUGUAAUCAACGCAAUUUUUGUGGGCGACUGCACUAAAUCAAUUUAUAAAGCACAUUGAAGUGCCAACGCUAAUUUUUUAAAAAUGGGACGUCGCUGCUGCGUGGCGGACUGUCCAUCGACGUCGCGGUUGGUGGAGCACCAUGGCGUCACUUACCACUCAUUUCCUAUGGACGCCGUCAUUCGCGCCAUUUGGAUAAAGAAUUCGCGCAUUAGUCUCGACCGGCAGAUUACAAAGAGUGUGUUGGUGUGCUCACGACACUUUCGUCGCCUGGACUUUAACACUAUACGCAAUGGCAAGUAUUUGCUGAAACCUCGCGUUUUUCCUACUGUCUUUCCGUGGGGCAAAAUGGAAACUGCUGAAAUCGAGGCCGAUCAUCGUGCUCUGCAACAAGCUUCGGUUGAAGGCGCUGGUACUAGUGGCUCGGCUAACAAUUCCACUAGCGAGGAGGUUAUCAAGGCGACCGUUGAUCAGAUUGUGUCGCAAAUUCUAGAAGAGACCGCAGAGCGCAAAUCAGGAGAAACAGCAGAUGUAUCAGCAAAAACGAAAACAGAAGAUGUAGAGUCUGUUAAGGAAGCAGCUGAAAACGAAACCGCUAAGACGACAGAUGAGACAGCCGCCAGUGAUACCGUACCAGUCGCUGCCCAGGCGCCAGCAGAUGCCGCUGAUGAGUUAAGAGCAUCGGUCAAUAGCUCGGCGUCGCCAGUAUCGACAUCACCACCAAAAUACAGAACCCCCACCAACUUGGUCAUUGGCGGACGCCUUGAGGCAUUAAGCGUGGACAACGCGUGGCUACCAGCUCGAAUUGUUGAAAUCAAUCAGGCGGAGCAGACGAUGCUUAUACGAUUCGAGCGCAACAGCAAGCUAAAGACAGCGCCAUCGAGUACGGGCGGUUACCAGGAGUGGCUUGGAUUCAAGUCAGAGCGUUUGCGACAGCGCAUCAGCUCACGGGUGUUGCCCGUUUUCGAGCUGGAGGAGAAGUGCAUGGCACGUUGGUCAGGACCACGUAAAUUUCCGGGCACCGUCAAGAAACUACUGGGCAACGACACAUACGAGAUACUUUUCGAUGAUGGCUACACUAAGAAUGUGCGCGCCUUGCACAUGCUUAAGGUGCCACGCCAACUUGUGGCUACCAGCGAGGCUGCAGCAAUUGAUGUGGCAAGCACAAGCUCGCAGGCAUCGGCUGCACCAAUUAAGAGGCCAAGCACUGGCGGUACAAGCAGCAAUAAGAAGAGCAAGGCGGUACCCCAACGUAAGGAUUGGCCACUGCUAGAUAUGUCCAACUUGGACUUGGUUGCUUUGGGUCUGCCGGACAUUCCGCACGAUGGCGAAUGGACUUGCCACUGGGUCAACGAUCAACCCAUUGGUACCGAGGGCUUUCUGAUUGUCGGCGAGCAUCAGAAGCCAACGGUAAUUGUACACGACUGGCGUCUGCCACCUGGCUGGAUCAAGCACAUGUAUCAACGUUCUAAUGUACUUGGUAAAUGGGAUGUCAUACUGGUAUCACCCAGCGGCAAACGUUUUCGCUCGAAGUCGGAUCUCAAGACAUUUCUGGAGUCACAAGACCUGGUCUAUAAUCCAGACAUCUACGACUUUAGCAUUCAUCGUCGUCGUGCCAAGGAUAUCAAUGCAUAUGUAUACACCCAUGACUAUAGUCCACAGCAGCCGACAAGGCCCAAGCUCCAAGAGGUGUCGCUUGACACAACAGUGGCAUCACAGGAUCUGAACAGUAGCAAGCUAUCGACUGCCACGCCCGUAUCUACACCUAUUUUAACAGUCACUACACGUCGCGGAGCAGAAAAUGACAGCCAGUACAUGGAAACCCCCGUAGCGUCUUUGGUACCACCUGCUGAAUUGAUGUCGCCAUCGCUGCAAACUAAAAGUACUGUAGUUGUUAGUUCCCCAACAGAUGCAGCUGAAUCUGGGUUGGGUUUGGAUGCGCAGGGCGCUGUGCUCGAAGAUGGUUAUGCUUUCAUUGGCGGACUGAAAGUCCAGAUAACAGACAAUUUAUUUGUGUGUCCGCGUGAAGGAUGCGGUAAAACAUACCGCAAGGAAGACUUUUUGCAAAUUCACAUUCGUCAUUACCAUAAGGAGUUUGCACAGCAUGUUAGUCAUUGCCCUAAGAUGCAGGAGCUGGCUGUCAAGCGCACACAUCCCUCUUCCAUAGAGCAGGGCGAUCAAACCCCCAAGAACCAAAUACCCAAUCAACAGUUCUUUGCCAAGCUGCACCAGCAGGAUUUACAGCAUUCUCGGGGCGCUAAACGUCAACCGGCGGGCACGGAUUCAUCGCCAACGGCUUUGGAAGCGUCACCAAUUGUAUCGCCUACCAAACCCAUGUCUUCACCCAAGGCAGAGACACCAGCCAGCUUGAAAGCAAGUCCCCAAAUUGCUGCUGUCGUUCCAGAAACUACGCCAACUGUUUUGCCAACACCAAGCGAAAUUCCAGCAACAGUUUCGGUUGAACCCACUGAAGUUAGUCCAUCCCAAGUCACUCCGUUCGCUUCCAAUCGAUCUUCCAAACGUACACGUCCAUCUAGCAGGCGACAGACUGGUUCCCGAAAAAGCAGUCGACAACGCACACAGCGUCGCUCUGUCAAUGCCUCAGCCAGCAAGAGUCCUGUGGCAAGUAAAUUGCAGUUGCCUGGUCUCGAUAAGGAGGAGUCGCAUCCGCUGACUAAUACGCCAGUGCCAGAGGCCCGUAAUGAAGCGAAAAAGCGGCGCAUUGCUGCCACACCUGUUGGUUCACCGGCUAUUCUCGAUGCUGUAUCGACCCCGUCGCCUCAUGAUCAGGUGGACAUAAAUGCUGCACUGGCACCACCGCCACCACAACCCAAUCAGACGCCACAGUACAUCAAGGAGAACGGCGAGCUUAUUCGCAUUGUGCGCAUGCGUCAGGAAGAGAUCAUUAAUUGCAUUUGCGAGUAUGGUGAAGAAGAUGGUCUCAUGAUACAAUGCGAACUCUGUUUGUGCUGGCAACACGGCGCCUGCAACGGCAUUGUUAAGGAGUCGGACGUGCCGGAGAAAUAUGUCUGUUACAUAUGCCGGAAUCCGCAGCGUGUAAGGGAUUCGAUGCGCUUCAAGCACGAUCAGGAUUGGCUCUUCGAGGGAAAAUUACCAGUGGCUGGUUAUCACACGCCCAAUCCUCAGACAACCAAAAAAUGCGAAAUGUUGAAACGAUCGCACACUUUGACCGGCAAUCUGCUAGACGCGAAGCGUUCCAUGCACUCACUGCAGGUGAAGAUUAAUAUUGCUCGUAAUCGCUGUCAUCCCAAACUAUACCUAUGGGCGAAAAAAUGGGAUGAGGACCAAACCGACAACUCAGCUACACCAGUCAAGCGUCCCAAGACCGAACCAUCCGACUGGCCGCCUGCACCGCAACCAGAAGCAGCUAUCGAUCCAGAAGAAUGUCAAUACCGCCUGAUAGAGCAUGUAAAAGUCCAACAAUCACUUUUGUUGAAUCGGUUGAAUGACAUGGAAGCGGAAAUGGAUGAACUCGAAAAGGAAGAUAAUUUGACAGAUUAUAAGGAUGCAAGUAUGUCAGCAACUAAAGAUGCUUUGGCCACGUUCAUCAAAGAAUUGGAGACAUUAAAACGGCUUGCUAAACUUAACAAGGUUGUCAACAUGAAAAAUUCACAGAAGGAACAAGAAACCGCAUCAGAAAAUCCUCAACUAUGAACAGAGUUAAAACAGAAUUGAAUUCAAAAAUAUAAAACACAUUUAAUAUUAAUUGUUAAAUUGAAAAUGUUACACAAAUAUUAAUAAAACCCUGUAUAAAAUAUCUU